Messenger RNA from Syngnathus acus (greater pipefish), 1679 nucleotides. It is a transcript of the gene tppp2, whose product is annotated as tubulin polymerization-promoting protein family member 2. The transcript has 4 exons. Gene Ontology annotation, cellular component: microtubule. The record is from RefSeq and is a predicted model, not a curated record. NCBI's taxonomy places the organism in Eukaryota, Metazoa, Chordata, Actinopteri, Syngnathiformes, Syngnathidae. Bases 158 to 694 code for a protein of 178 amino acids. Gene Ontology annotation, molecular function: tubulin binding. Gene Ontology annotation, biological process: microtubule polymerization; positive regulation of protein polymerization; microtubule bundle formation.
AGCCUGGGAGUGGCAGAGUGGAGGAAAGGAAGUGGAGGAAAAAAGAAGGGAGGAGGAGGACAAGAAGGUUGAGCAGCCGUGAGCGAUUUCCGGGAUUUCCUUAAAAUAUCCACGGGCAAGCAAUCCUGCAGCCUACAGCAGCAGUGUGUUUGUCAGCAUGGCUGAGGGCUCUGUGUUGACAGCAGAGGUGGAGAUGUCCUUCCACAAAUUUGCCAUUCAUGGUGACACCAAGGCGACGGGGAAGGAGAUGAACGGCAAGAACUUUGCCAAAAUCUGCAAGGACUGUCUCAUCACUGACGGCAAGAAUGUCACCACUACAGAUGUUGACAUCGUCUUCACCAAAGUCAAGUCCAAGUCAGCUCGUGUAAUCACAUUUGAGCAGUUCAUCAUGGCCUUGACUGAGCUGGGCCCGAAGCGCUUCAAAGGCAAGAGUAAAGAGGAAGCUCUCCAGCUCCUCUAUGGGCUCAUUGUUGGCAAGGAGCCUGCCAAUGCUGGAAUCACUAGACCAGCAAAGGCAGCGGCUGUGGACAGACUGACCGACACGUCCAAGUACACAGGAACACACAAGGAGAGAUUCGAUGAUUCAGGAAAAGGAAAGGGAAAGCUUGGACGCGAGGACAUCCCAGACAGUAGUGGCUAUGUUGCAUCUUACAAGGGAAGCGGCACUUAUGAUGACAAAGUGAAGGAAUCCUAAUCCUGAAGACACACAUACGAUUUUGGUCUUUCUAUAUUUUCAGGUAAUAUGCACGUAUUGGCAAGCAUAUAAACUGAAUUUGUGCUUAACUUUGUGCCUUAUUAUGCAAAUCUCAAAUGUGAAAUGCUCUUCCAAAUAUUCUAACAUUGUAUUUUUGGAAUGGAGAUUCAUUUAUCUGGUGUCAGGCAAUGACAAUAAUACCAGCCUUGUCACCUUGUCAAUUGAUCACUAUUUAUCCCAUUUACAUCAUUGAAAAAAAGGGAUAACAGGAAAGAAUUCAUAUAAUAAAAUUCUAAAUAUCAAAUUGGCUUUAGUAAACACUUUGCCAAAGAUGAGAUAUUUUUGCUGAUAUGCCAAAAAAAAACUGCUUGAAUACUGCGUGUCAUACUAAUCUGCAGCUAACAAUGUCAGGCCUGAAACUGGUGUCUUUUAAUGACAUUUAGGAGCAAGAGUGGCACAACAAACAGAAGUGGAAAAUGUUCAUCUAGAUUGCUCCUCCUUGGAUGCCGAAAUUGAGUGUUCAUGUGUCUGUGUCUCUGCAUCUCAAUAUAGCCUAAAGUAACCUGAUAAACAGCACCUGAUAAAAAUCCUUUCCUUUCACAUCCGUGGCAUAUGAUUAAAAUUAAAGUUUAACUAGUAUAGUACAUUAUGUUUAUAUUCAAGGAAAAGUGGGGGAAAUGUAAUUUACUAUAUUUUAGUCAUGUGCUAUCAACAAUUAAGUACCCAGUGUAGUAGAGUAAAAAGAUAUUGAAUGAGUCGAUUUACCUUUAUAUUGCCACACUUAAGCCAUUAAGUUGAGCUCUCAAUACUGUCUUUGCAAAAGGAUUGCAUAUUACUAAUAUAGACUUUGUGGAUGUGCAGCAUGUAGGAUUUAGACCUAAUAAAUGAAAAUUGCUUGUGGAACGAAGUAGCACCAUUGCAGUGUCACUGCUAGACUGAUUGUAAUUAAGUAAAAAAUUCAAUAAAGGAAUUACUUUUACAACAU